This is a messenger RNA of Penaeus indicus, 3328 nucleotides long. RefSeq names its product WD repeat-containing protein 75-like. Gene Ontology annotation, biological process: positive regulation of rRNA processing; positive regulation of transcription by RNA polymerase I. The transcript has 16 exons. Gene Ontology annotation, molecular function: RNA binding; protein binding. NCBI's taxonomy places the organism in Eukaryota, Metazoa, Arthropoda, Malacostraca, Decapoda, Penaeidae. Bases 24 to 2480 code for a protein of 818 amino acids. Gene Ontology annotation, cellular component: nucleolus. The record is from RefSeq and is a predicted model, not a curated record.
UGGUGGUGUCGGAGAAAACAAGCAUGGAGAGGAGAGAAAAUCAAGAAAUAUGCACAGUACAGAAAGACUGGGGACCUCUCGUCAAUUGUAAACCGGUAUUAACACCAGAUUCUAAACACUUGUUAGCUGCCUCGGGGUGCUCAGUAAAGGUCUUCAGUACAGCAAGUGGGAGCCUCAUACAGGAAUUCAUAGGGCACAGACACAAGGUGAUAGGCAUUGUUCAACAUGGCGACCAGUACAUCACUUGUGAUACUAAAGGAGAGAUGCGCACAUGGUCCUCAGAAAAACAAGAAUGUCUUGAGAAAGUCAAGCUCCUGGAGGAGGAUUCGCAGAACGCAGGGCAGGUUGUGGCAUUCCAGGUACUGAAGGAGUGCCAACAGGUUCUCCUCCUGGUGAAGAAAAAUAGCAAGAAGAAAGGCCUACUGAUGAAGUUCUCGCGGCCGUUCGGCAAGGGAAGCCCGAUGAUUCUGGCCAAGGACGUGCAGCUGGGACAGGGCAAGAUGGGUGCUUCACACACUGAUGACUACAUUGCAUAUCUCACUGCAGACAGCCUUUCCAUCGCAGGCAAUGGAUGCACAGUUGCAGGCAAGGCAGUGUUAAGACACAUGGCAGGCACUCGGCCCUUCACCUGUCUGGUAUGGAAUCCCCAGCAGGAGAUGCUGGCGACAGGAGACAUCACCGGCCGCAUCGUGCUCUGGUACAACCUGACGAAUACAGUUCCCGCACAGACAAUCCUCCAUUGGCACACGCUGCCCGUCGAGGAUCUUGCUUUCUCAGUUCUAGGAAAUGAACUGUACAGCGGAGGAGGCGAGUGUGUGUUAGUCAAGUGGCUCCUGCCUGAGGACCGCAGACACUACCUCCCCCGUCUCGGAAUGCCCAUCAAAACCAUCACAACAGACGCCAGCAACAGUUUAGUCAUCACUGGCCACACGGACAAUGCAUUUACAGUCAUAGCAUCCAAGACCAAUAAAGUCCAAGGUAACAUUCAAGACCUUAGUAUCAAUUUGGAGAGCUCGGAGUCAUUCCCGGCCGGAAUCGUCUUUGACCCCAAAACGGGAGCGGUUGUCUUGAACGGAAGGACAGGACAUGUUCAGCUCUACGACAUUCAUCACAACAAACAGUUAUACCACCUGGACAUAACACAAACCAACUACAUCACUCGGGAGAGGCACCAGGUAAUCUACAAUACCCAGGUCAUACGCAUGGCCAUGUCUGCAGAUGGCCUUUGGCUGGCCACCGUAGAAUACAGGGAUGAUUUCCAAACGUCCAUAGAACAGCGAGUCAAAUUUUGGCAUUAUAGCAUCGUAGAUCAAAACUGGUACUUGGACACCAGCGUAGAGAUGCCACACGACAAAAGCAUAAACGGCAUCGUCGUCAAGCCUUCCACGGGAACUGCAAGUAGCCCGGAGUUUGUGACGUGCUCAGAUGACGGAAAGUUCAAGGUCUGGGAAAUCAUCAAGGACGCAAAUAUCUACCGCAAGAGUGAUUUCUGGAGCUGUAGUCGUGUAGGGUUCUACCGACACCUCCCAGCCACAGCCGUGAACGUGUCCCAUGAUGGAUCCCUGAUUGCUGCAGGCUUUGCCAACAUUCUCACCCUCUGGCUGCCACAGUCAUGCCACCUGAAGGGAACCCUGUCACAGCCCUACCUCAAGGAACAUAUCAAACAAAUAGAGUUUGGGAGAGGAGAGGGUUGUGGGUCACUCUUGGUUACAAGAACAGACAGCUGGAUCUGCUCGUGGGACCUUUUCACCUGCACGCUGUCUUGGCGGGUGGGCCUCCAGUCAACGUGCAUGGCAGCUGAUCCUCGUUCGUCCCACAUGGCUGUUUUCUCAAAGGACUGUUGUGUGUUUAUCUUCGAGCCCAACAGCAGUGAGCCCAUCUGCUGGAAACGGAACAUCAACCCCGCAGAAGUCACGUGCGCGGCCUUCAUUCCCCGCCAGACGAAACUCGACUCGGAGGAGGAGUGGAACGUGCACAGCAACCUGGUGUUCAUCGACAAGGACCAGACCCUCAGAGUCCUGGAAGAGAAAAGCAGUCAGCUGUCCGUGGAUGGAAGGGCGACGGAGAUUGUGAAGCACUUCGAGCAGGAGACCCUAAUGAAACCAGCCGCCACCCCCUUCGCUGCCCUCGUUGCUCAGACCCGCACGUCCCACGCAGGCAGGGAGAAGACCAGCCAGAAGGGAUCAGCUGCCUUUGGGGUCCAGGUGGAGAAUUCGAUGUCGUUUAUACAGAAGAUGAUGAAUGAUGCCCGUGUGUACAGAAUGGAAGCCUUUGCCAGCAUGACGGCCAGCUACUGCAACCUUCUCAUCCCCGCAGCUGUCACAAGCGAAGAGAAGCAAGUCCAGCAGAUGAAGGAAGAACAGCAGAGACAAACAGAAAUGCAGAGGAAGAAGACAAAGAAAAUGGCCAAGAAGAAGAGGAAAGACCUGGAACGGGUGCCCAACGCUGACUUCAGCGAGCUCUUGGAACGGCUCAGCUGACGAGGGUUUUUUUAAGGCGGAGGGAGUCGUUCGCGCGUCGGGUCGUCAAAGCUGGAAAGGAGGAGGAGAAAAGAAGGUCGCUCGACAAAACCUGGACGAAAUGAAAGACACUUUUUCUUAUAUAUCUCUUUUCCCUUUAUUUUUUAUUUUUUUCUUCUUCUUCUUCUCCUCCUUUUCUAGUUUAUUCUUUUCUGUUAUUGAUUAUGUGAUUAUUGUCACUGUUGUAUUUACAGUGAUUUUUUUUUUUUUUUCGCCAGGAUCCUCAAGCAUAUAUGGGUGGGAAGUUGCAAGCAUGUUUUAUGCAUAAUGUAUAGUAAAUUAUUGUAUCUUUUUUUUUUUCAUUUGUCUUGGAAUUUAAUAAGUUGUUUUUUGUGUUAUUGACUGCACAAUUUUGCAGAGACUGAACAUUGAUGUAUCUGUCCUAUCCUGCUUGUUGUUGUUAUAUGCAUCAUCAUUACAGCUAUCUUUGUUUAUUAUUUUUAGUAGUAUUAUCAUUGUUACUAUUUUUGUCAUUGCUAUUAUUAUUAUUAUUAUUAUUAUUGUUGUUAUUAUUAUUAUUAUUAUUAUUAUUAUUAUUAUUGUUAUUGUUAUUGUUAUUAUUAUUAUUAUUAUUAUUGCCAUUAUUAUUAUUAUUAUUGUCAUUAUUAUUAUUGUUAUUGUUAUUAUUAUUAUUAUUAUUAUUGUAUUAUUUUCAUUAUUUUUCUUCAUAUUGCUAUUAUUUUGAAUGUUGACAUACAAAAUCAGAGGUUUUAUAUGAACUUUCAUUCGUGGAGUUUGCGUAUGUGCUAUGACAUGAAAAGUAUUUUUGUAAAAAUAAAUACAAAGUAUAAUAAAAGAAUGCAAACAUU